AGAAAACGGAGGAAGGAGAAAGAAGCGUGACCGUUUUGCUCACUGGCGGUUCCCGACACAAGUUACUGCGAAACCAUGGCGGCGCUGAAAUCGUUCAUCGAAGUUCGUCCGGACUCUCAUUUCCCCAUCCAGAACCUCCCCUUCGGCGUCUUCAAGCACCGGCCGAGUUCACUGCCUCGACCGGCGGUCGCCAUCGGAGACUACGUGUUGGACCUCUCGGAGAUCGCUCUCGCCGGCCUCUUCGACGGUCCUCUCCUCAGUUCCUCCGAUUGCUUCCUUCAGCCUAACUUGAACAAGUUCUUAUCCUUGGGAAGGCCUGCGUGGAAGGAAGCUCGAGCUACGCUUCAGAAGCUAUUAUCAUCUACUGAACCGAAGUUGAGAGAUGAUGCCAGUUUGAGGGAGAAGUCACUCCUGCCAAUGAGUGAGGUAGAGAUGCUUCUACCGAUUGUGAUAGGGGACUACUCGGACUUCUUUUCCUCGAUGCAUCAUGCAAAGAAUUGCGGAACCAUCUUUCGUGGACCUGAGAAUCCGAUCAAUCUGAACUGGUUCCAUCUUCCGAUUGCAUACCAUGGUAGGGCUUCGUCUAUUGUUAUCUCUGGAACAGAUGUCAUUCGGCCUAGAGGUCAGGGACCACCAACUGGAAGCCCCCCACCAUAUUUUGGACCUUCACGGAAGCUCGAUUUUGAGUUAGAAAUGGCUGCUGUCGUUGGUACUGGAAAUGAGCUAGGGAAACCAGUGGAUGUUAAUGAAGCAGGAGAUCAUAUUUUCGGGCUCGUAUUGAUGAAUGAUUGGAGUGCUAGAGACAUUCAAGCAUGGGAGUAUGUGCCUCUUGGACCUUUCCUUGGGAAGAGCUUCAUUACUACACUAUCCCCCUGGAUUGUAACACUUGAUGCCUUAGAGCCUUUUACUUGUGAUGCCCCUAAACAGGACCCUCCUCCUCUUCCGUAUCUGGCUGAAAAGUCAUCCAAAAACUACAACAUUUCCUUAGAGGUGCAAAUUAAACCGGCUGGAGUUGAGGAGUCAGCUGUGGUCACCAGAACCAACUUCAAUCACUUAUACUGGACCAUAACUCAGCAGCUAGCUCACCAUACAAUAAACGGCUGCAACUUACGACCAGGUGACCUACUCGGAACAGGAACAAUCAGUGGGCCGGAUCCGGAUUCCUACGGGUGCUUACUAGAACUGACAUGGAACGGACAGAAACCAUUGCCACUAAACAGCAACACAACACGAAAGUUCCUCGAAGAUGGCGAUGAAGUGACGAUAACCGGCUGCUGCAAGGGAGAUGGUUACACUGUCGGUUUCGGGACUUGUACUGGGAAAAUUCUCCCGUCGAACUCAUCCUAAAGAGCUGGUGAACUUCAUCUCCAGUGCGAGUGAGAGAGAGCUUCUGGAUCAUCAUCUAUCGCCAAAUAAGAGCUUUGUUAUGUUGUUUAGUUUCAGAAUCAGCCAUGUUAUUAGUGUUUUCACGCUUUGUCCACAUGAUAACUCGUCGUGGAUAAAGGUCUCUAAAGUAAAUAACGGGACUUGUCGGGGGGAACGGUAUAAUUUUCUCAGUGGUAUGUCAGGUCAGCAACCUGUAAAGGGUGAAAUCGGUCAGAGAACAAAACAACGUGAGAGGAUAAUUACAUAAAUUAUCAUAAAACUUUAGGGUAAGUGCUAGAUUAACCCAUUAACUUUCAGUUUUUAAUACCAUAUCAUUUCCAUCACCAACUGUCCAUUUCCCCUCCUCUGUCCCUAUCUUCAAGCUUUCCUCUCUCGCCAUGAGAGGAUUCCCAGAAUUCUACCACUUCUCCUCUUCAACAACAUCCACCGUCACCUACGCCUUCCACGAUGAAGCCACCCAACCGCCACCGCCGUUGACCAAGCAAAUUCCCAUCCACUCCACCAAACCACCAUCCAACGACACCAGAUCCGCCUCCGCCGCUGCGACCAAAAUCCAGGCGGCGUACCGCGCCCGCGCAAUCCGCCUGCUCUACCGCACCAUCUCGGCCGUGGACGCCGCGGCAGGGGAGAUCGAGCGGCGGAUCCAGCGGCAGGAGACGGUGGACGCGGUGAGGAGGGAGGAGAGGGAGAAGGCGAGGGUGAACGAGGAGCUGAUGCGGCUGCUGCUGAGGCUGGACGCCGUCCCCGGGUUCGAUCCGGCGGUGAGGGAGGCGAGGAGGAAGGCGAGCAGGUGGAUCGUCGGGAUCCAGGAGGUGCUCGACGGGAUCUGCGAAUCGAGAGUCGAGGAUUGGGACUGGGACGGCGGCGGAGGAGAGUUCGGGUGGGACCGAACGGUGGCGGAGAUGGAGGAGCGAGUGUGUAGGGAGAGAGGCGGCGAGGAGAUGGAGAAGUUCUGCGCUGAGUACCUCGGCUUCAGAUGCUUCCAGCGGUUUUUGCGGGAGUGAUUUGAGCUCGGCGCCAUAGCUAAUUACUGUUUGUUCAUGUGAGUUGGAUAAGUUAUGUUUACAACUUUACAUAAACGAUGUGAAGGUUAGUUUGUUUUCUUUAACCUACGAUUACAUUACAAUACGUACCAAAGGCAGCUCGGUUAGUGGUAACACCGUUUUGAGUUGACGUGUUCAAUAGACUCGUUAUGUCGUAACAUUAGAUUCGUUAAUAACUUUAGUGAUAACAUCAUUUCGUUGAACCAACUACGAAUAGAGUGCUAAAAGAGAUGUUUAUGUUAAAAAUUUCCUAGUCUAACCAGCAUUUUGUGAC
This is a messenger RNA of Linum tenue, 2703 nucleotides long. Lineage: Eukaryota; Viridiplantae; Streptophyta; Magnoliopsida; Malpighiales; Linaceae. The record is from the annotation of a GenBank genome assembly.